AAAAAUGCUUCCUAAAACGAUAAUUAGGCACAUCUCACAGUUUGCCGGAGUUCGGGACGCAGCAAAGUAUGUUCCAAGACGUGCACUUCUAUACGUUCCAGCCAGCAAUCAAAAAAUGCUGGAUAAAGUUCCAAUGAUGCAAGCGGAUUCAGUAGUUUUGGAGCUAGAAGAUGGCGUUGCUCUGACGGCUAAAGCUGAUGCUAGAGUUCGAGCUGCGGCGGCUCUUGAUAAACUGCCAUAUCACACAUUGGCAUGCCAGGAGCUUGGUCUACGUGUCAAUUCUGUAAGCAGUGGUCUUCUCGAAGAUGAUAUCAUUGCAGUAUCGAAAGCUGAAAAGUUGCCACAAGCAUUUAUGAUUCCGAAAGUAGACUGCCCUGAAGACCUUGUCACCAUCUACAACAUCUUCCGUGAACACUACGGAGAUGAACGGAUCACAAACACGAACACUCGGCUUGUUAUCUGGAUCGAAUCUGCACGAGCUCUUCUGGAUAUGCCACGAAUAGUCUCAUCAACUCUAAAUCUUCAUAAACAAGCCGGAUUCUUCAAGCUAGAUGCAGUUGUCUUUGGAUCAGACGAUUUCUGUGCAGAUAUCGGAGCUACACGAAGCUCUCACGGCACUGAAACCCUAUUCGCUCGACAGAAAUUUGUGACUUGCUGUAAAGCAUUCCAACUUCAAGCAAUCGACAGUGUCUACAUAGAUAUCAAGGAUCUUGACGGUCUCCGUCGUCAGUCUGCAGAAGGGUGGCAGUGGGGUUUCACUGGAAAACAAGUCAUUCAUCCAAGUCAAGUGUCUGUGGUCCAGGAGCAAUUUCUGCCUCCGAAGGAUCGAAUCGAAUGGGCUCAGGAGCUGGUCCACGCUUACAGUGAGCACGAGGCAUUAGGAAAAGGAGCUUUCCAGUUUAGAGGACAAAUGAUCGAUCGACCACUUCUGCUGCAGGCAUUGAAUAUUAUUCAGCUCGUGGAGAGAGUUCAGAAUUAAAUUCUAAAUUCUAAAUGUUGUAAAACUUUUUAUGUACAUUUUUAAAUAUAGCUCUAGUUGCCAGUGUAAUAUAAUAAAAACGAGUAAUUUU
This is a messenger RNA of Caenorhabditis elegans, 1070 nucleotides long. RefSeq names its product Citramalyl-CoA lyase, mitochondrial (gene C01G10.7). The transcript has 3 exons. Gene Ontology annotation, biological process: regulation of cobalamin catabolic process. Gene Ontology annotation, cellular component: mitochondrion. The record is from RefSeq and is marked reviewed. The coding region runs from base 5 to 979 and encodes 324 amino acids. Lineage: Eukaryota; Metazoa; Nematoda; Chromadorea; Rhabditida; Rhabditidae. Gene Ontology annotation, molecular function: (S)-citramalyl-CoA lyase activity; malate synthase activity; catalytic activity.